UGUGGGACACCGACUCGCCUUUUCGGGACUCCCCAGCACGGAAGUGUUCGCGCUCUAGUUUUUUGGCACGAGUUUCGGAAUAGCGCUGUGCUCCGCGAGAAGACGCCGGGCCGCCGCGCGUGCUGCAGAGGCGCGCGCGGUCGCAGUCAGUCGGAGCCCUUUAUAGUGCGGAGCGUGGAGGGGAAGCCCCGCGAGCACGUCCGCGCUCGCGCCAUGGAUGACUCGGGAAUUAUUCGGCGGAGGAGACUGCAGAAGGAUCUCCCUCUUCCCCGGAAAACCAGCAGCUGCCGGACCAGCAACAGGAAGAGCCUCAUCCUGACAAGCACCUCCCCCACACUGCCACGCCCACAUUCACCCCUCCCUGGCCACAUUGGGAGCAGCCCCCUGGACAGCCCUCGCACCCCAGCGCACUUCUCCUUCGCCUCCUCAAGAAGGGCGGAUGGGAGGCGAUGGUCUCUGGCCUCACUGCCCUCUUCAGGAUAUGGAACCAACACUCCCAGCUCAACGUCUUCUAGCUCCUCCCAGGAGCAGCUGCCCUUCCAGCCCACCAUGGAUGAGCUGCACUUCCUGUCCAAGCAUUUCGGCAGCACAGAGAGCAUCACCGACGACGAUGGGGGGCGCCGAUCCCCCUACGUCCGGCCACGCUCCCGUAGCCUCAGCCCAGGACGAUCACCCUCCUGCUAUGACAACGAGAUCGUCAUGAUGAACCAUGUGUACAAGGAACGCUUCCCAAAGGCCACAGCGCAGAUGGAGGUGCGGCUGGUGGAGUUCAUCGAGCAAUACUCCCCGGAGAACGUGCUCCCGCUGGCCGACGGGGUCCUCAGCUUCAUCCACCACCAGAUCACAGAGCUGUCCCGUGACUGCCUGACCAAAGCCCGCGAGGGGCUCAUCACCUCCGUCUACUUCCUGGAUCUGCAGCAGAACCUGGAGAGACUCCUGCAUGAUGCGUUUGAGCGAUCCGAGAGCUCGGAAGUGGCCUUCGUCACAGAGCUUGUGAAAAAACUGCUCAUCAUCAUCUCCCGUCCCGCCAGGCUCCUGGAGUGUCUGGAGUUUAACCCAGAGGAGUUCUACCACCUUCUGGAAGAGGCGGAGGACCACGCAAAGGAAGGACACCUGAUGAAGACAGACAUCCCACGCUACAUCAUCAACCAGCUGGGUCUCACCCGACAGCCCCUGGAGGAAAUGGUUAAUCUUGAGAGUUACGACAGUGAGGGACCCCACACCCCAGAGACAGAUGAUUCAGCAGAGGGCAAAAUGAGAGCCAUAAAGACGCCUGGGGAAGGUGAUUUUCAGACCAUCAAGCUGAUUAGCAACGGGGCAUAUGGCGCGGUGUACCUGGUCCGGCACCUGGAGACCCGGCAGCGCUUCGCAAUGAAGAAGAUCAACAAGCAGAACCUGAUCCUGAGGAACCAGAUCCAGCAGGCCUUCGUGGAGCGGGACAUCCUCACCUUCGCUGAGAACCCCUUUGUGGUCAGCAUGUUCUGCUCCUUCGAGACGCGCCGGCACCUCUGCAUGGUCAUGGAGUACGUGGAGGGUGGAGACUGUGCCACUCUGCUGAAGAACAUCGGGGCGCUGCCUGUCGAGAUGGCGCGCAUGUACUUUGCUGAGACUGUGCUGGCCCUGGAGUACAUACACAACUAUGGCAUCGUUCACCGUGACCUCAAGCCUGACAAUCUGCUGAUCACCUCCAUGGGUCACAUCAAGCUCACGGACUUCGGCUUGUCCAAGAUAGGGCUGAUGAGUCUGACCACAAACCUGUAUGAGGGGCACAUCGAGAAGGACACCCGCGAGUUCCUGGACAAACAGGUGUGCGGCACUCCGGAGUACAUCGCCCCGGAGGUGAUCCUGCGCCAGGGCUACGGCAAGCCGGUGGACUGGUGGGCCAUGGGCAUCAUCCUGUUCGAGUUCCUGGUGGGCUGCGUGCCCUUCUUCGGGGACACGCCCGAGGAGCUCUUCGGACAGGUCAUCACAGAUGACAUCACCUGGCCCGAGGGUGAUGAGAUGCUUCCUGCCGAUGCCCAGAGCUUAAUCUCUGCCCUCCUGCAGACCAAUCCUCUGCUGCGAUUGGGCACGGGUGGCGCCUUUGAGGUGAAGCAGCACCCGUUCUUCACCGAACUGGACUGGAACAGCCUGCUGAGACAGAAGGCCGAGUUCAUUCCUCACCUCGAGUCGGAGGAGGACACCAGCUACUUUGACACACGCUCCGAGCGCUACCACCACAUCAACUCGUACGAUGAGGACGACACUAACGAGGACGAGCCGGUGGAGAUCCGAAAGUUCUCCUCCUGCUCCCCGCGCUUCAGCAAGGUGUACAGCAGCAUGGAGCACCUGUCCCACCUGGAGCAGAAGCCUCCGUCCUUAAGCAGGCGGGAUCCCAAGGGCCAGAGGGAGGACAAGGUGACCAAGCGGGAGAGCCUGGGCAGCCUGACGCUGCGUGAGAAGAGCUGGAGGAGCGGCUCUCCUGAGAUGAAGCGCCUGUCCUGCUCUGAGUCCUUCUACACGGAGAGCGAGUCGAGCCCUCACUUGGGAGCCCGCCGGCGAUUCUCCGCUCUGAUGGACACGCACCGCUUCGCCUCCCCACUAGAGGGCGAAGCCGAGCCGCCUAGCCGGCAGCCCCUGGCCAAAGCCAGAGGAAGAUCAGUGGAGGGCCCAACCGCCGCUCCCAUGGGGCAGGUGGAGCAGAGGGCUUCCCCGCAGGAGGGUAACGGAGUGACCACCGGAGACAAGCUGCAUCGACCUGCUGAGAUAUUAGGGGAAACAACAAUGGCCCCUGCUAGUACCGUCACAGGGGCGUCUACAACCACAGGGGCCACCGACCCUGUAGGGCCCCGGGCCACCAAUGAUCUGGUCCUGCGUCGGGCACGACACCAACAGCUGUCGGGAGACGGAGAGAAGCUGGGGUCACGGCCGGGGACAAAAGUCAUCAAGUCCGCCUCUGCAACCGCGCUGUCUGUCAUCAUCCCUGCAGUGGAGCAGCAUGGAAGCUCCCCAUUGGCCAGCCCCAUGUCCCCCCGCUCUCUCUCCUCUAACCCCUCAUCGCGGGACUCCUCCCCCAGCCGUGACUACAGCCCCGCGGUCAGCCAGCUGCGCUCUCCGAUCACCAUCCACCGCUCGGGCAAGACGUACGGCUUCACUCUGCGUGCCAUCCGCGUCUACAUGGGCGACAGCGACGUCUACAGCGUGCACCACAUCGUCUGGCACGUGGAGGAUGGAGGCCCCGCCCAUGAAGCAGGACUCUAUGCUGGUGACCUCAUCACCCAUGUUAAUGGGGAGUCUGUCCAUGGAUUGGUCCACACAGAAGUGGUGGAACUCAUUGUGAAGAGUGGCAAUAAGGUGACGGUGACCACCACACCCUUUGAGAACACCUCCAUCAAGGUUGGUCCUGCACGCAAAUCCAGCUACAAGUCCAAGAUGGCUCGACGCAACAAGAAGACAGCCGCAAAAGAGGGACAAGAGAGUAAGAAGCGCAGCUCUCUGUUCCGGAAGAUCACCAAGCAGUCCAACCUGCUGCACACCAGCCACAGCCUCUCCUCUCUGACGCGCUCCCUCUCCUCCAGUGACAGCCUCCCCGGCUCCCCCACCCAGAGCUACCGCUCCUCCCCGGACUCCUCCUACCUCGGGGCGCUGUCCCAGAGCGGCGCUUUAGCCCCGGGUGGCCCGGACUCCGCCACGGCGCCCCAGCACAUGCGCCCCAGCUCCCUGCACGGCCUGUCCCCCAAGCUGCACCGCCAGUACCGCUCCGCCCGCUGCAAGAGUGCUGGAAACAUCCCGCUGUCCCCGCUGGCACACACGCCCUCCCCCGUCACCUCAUCGUCGUCCCCUCCCCCGCCCCCGGCCCCCUGCGGCCACACGGUGGGCAGCUCCAACACCACGCAGGCCUUCCCCGCCAAGCUGCACCCCUCCCCCCCGGCGGCGCGGCCCCGCCCCAAGAGCGCCGAGCCACCGCGCUCGCCGCUGCUGAAGCGCGUGCAGUCGGCCGAGCGGCUGGCCCCGCCCCUCCCCGCCUCCCAGGACAAGAAGGGGGCGGGGCCGGUGGGGGGAGGGGCCGGGCGCAAGCACAGCGCGGAGGCCCUGCACGGCGAGUACCGCCGGGACUCCUUCCACUGCGACACGGGCCUCCAGAGCCUGGUGGAGAUGGAGGGGGAGAACGCCUCCCUGCCCGCCCCCGAGCCCCCCUCCCUCCCCCCCGCGGCCAGUGACGCCGGCGCCCUGAGGCCGGGGAGGAAGCUGGGCCGGCAGGAGUCACCCCUCGGCCGGGAUGCGCUGGCGGUGGCAAGCGAGAGACAUCCGCAAAUGCUAGAAGGGGGCAGCACCAGGGCGGGGCCGCUCCUGGAGACCACGCCCUCCCAGGUGAGGAGCGUGGAAGGAGCUCGGAUGGAGCGCGUGGCUUCGAAAUCCACCCCUGCGGAGGCCCCGGCAGGGGCACAGCCUCCAACGGCAGCAGAUAUCCAGAUCACUCUGACCUCAGUCACCCUGCCGUCGGGGACGGCUUCUGCUCCCGCGGCUGCAUCCCUGGAGCUGCGCAUGCCAGCCACAGAGACAGCAAGUGUGGGCUGCGCUCCUAAACCCACAGAGAAGACCCCUGCCCUGGCAGAGGCAAAGGUCCUGACCCCCCAGGACCAGAAGCAGCAGGGCAUGCAAACGGAAGCUGGGUCGCCCGGCAGGGCCCAGGAGAUAAAGGGGCGGGAGUCAAGCGUGAAGGCAGGGCCACCCAGGGACGUCCCACAGGGGCAGGUGCCAGAGCAGGGGAGUGUGAGCCGAGGCACGGUCACAGCGGAGGCCCCCAAGGCAGGUAAAGGAACAGAGGUGGGCAAGAGAGAGGCGGGGCCAGGCUGGGAGGACCGAACUACUGAAACCAAGGGGAAAAGCAGCACCCCUGCAGCCCCAACCCCAGCCCCAGCCCCAACCCCAGCCCCAGCCCCAACUCCAGCCCUAGCCCCAGCUAAACCCACACCAAGCAAGGACUCAGCCCCGGCACACAGCUGCAGAGUGACAGACAAGGGUCUCCCACAGGUGGCGGAGGAACACACCCCCAGCCCCUCCCCUACCGCUGUCUCCCCCAGCAUCGCUAAGCUCCCCGCAGAGAAGGCCAGCUUUGUGACGCAGCUCGCCAGUGUGGCCAAGAAUGUGCUGGGGCCUGGCAAAACGGGGCCUCAGGAGGGACCCAAGGGAAAAGACAGCCCCAAGGUAGUGGAGGAGAAGCGGGGUAGCUCGGCAGGAAAGUCUGAGGCUUUGUCCGGGAGUCAGCAGGUCACCCCGGCGACGUCACCAUCCAUCGCCGGCUCUGCUCAGCCGGAUAAGACAAAUCUCCAAACUACUUCCAAAUCCCACUCAUGAACCUGGCGCAGUGAAAUGGGCUGGAAAGCCUGGAGCACUUUUUGGGAGUUCCAGAACAAUGUACAAUUUAAAUGGAAAAAUCCGUCCAUAAAGAAAACACUAAA
Megalops cyprinoides (Indo-Pacific tarpon) is the source of this 5441-nucleotide messenger RNA. Its product is annotated as microtubule-associated serine/threonine-protein kinase 1-like. Gene Ontology annotation, biological process: peptidyl-serine phosphorylation; intracellular signal transduction. The record is from RefSeq and is a predicted model, not a curated record. Gene Ontology annotation, molecular function: protein serine/threonine kinase activity; magnesium ion binding; ATP binding. Lineage: Eukaryota; Metazoa; Chordata; Actinopteri; Elopiformes; Megalopidae. The transcript is spliced from 27 exons. Bases 214 to 5337 code for a protein of 1707 amino acids.